UAUGCUUUUCACACUGGCGAUAUGAGUCCACACACUGAGUCUUAGCGGAGCCCGCCCAUGCCGCCGGUCAGGAAAAUGCCAGUUCACUCUAUGCACGUCCGUCAUGCUCACGGCACACACAGACAGACAGACUCCACCACACGGUCAUCAAGAGAGGGCAUUGGCGAGUGAGUCAGCCAGGCAGCCACACACUCACAUCGGCCGAACCACCGCAUCAACAUCGGCAGGCAGCGGAGAACAUGACCAGAUGCGCCCACACCCCCACCCCCACCCACAGGCAGCCAGCCAUGAGAACGGGCAGAGUUCUAUACACACAAACAGACAUGCAGAGAGGGAGGAGAGAGGGCUACGCCUAGAGAAGAGAGACCCACGAACAAAAAGGCCAAGCCAUAGACCGACUGAACUGAUUCAUGCACCAGAGGCACGCCAGCCAUUCGGUCACCCAUCAGCAGCUGGUCUGUCUGUCUGUCGACAGAGUGAUCGGUGUGCGGUUCGUUUUGCGCGCACACAGAUCGGCGACAGAGAUGACGACAGCCGGCACCCGAAAGAUACCAUCCUGAUGACACACACAUGCACGAGCCAGCCAGGACGACAUUCAAUCACAUGACAGAGGACGUCCGGAGCUGCUCACCCACCAGUGUUGACUGAUCUAUCAGUCGCCGCUCUCCGCCUCAGCUGCGGCAUCUUCACCUGCGAGUGCACAGAAAGCAAUGCAGACCAAGUUGACGGCCUCUGUGCGCUGUGGUGCCUUCCAUCCCGUGUACCUCCGCUGCCUUCAUUACGGCUGCCGUCGUCCAUAUCGUCACCCUCAUCAUCGUCACCCUCAUCGGAAUCUACACCACACACACACACAGAGAGAGAGAGAGAGAUGCGUCUCAUCGAUCCAUCCAUGAAUGUGUGUGCCCCUCCUCCUAUUGGUACCAUCCUCAUCAUCGUCGCUAUCGUCAUCCUGCUGCUGCUGCUGUUGUACUUGUCCGUCGAAUACGAAUGGCGCCACCGCCCCCAACGCCACACGACCCAGCUGAGUGGUCACUGGGAAGCGGUGCUUAAAGGGACCACUCCCACACACAGCCGCCUCAGUGGUCCUGACACACACUUGCACUGCACACAAAAGGAAGAAGAACAUGCGACGUAUGACCAGCAGCACUUCCUCUCCGUCACUCUGACCGUUGUUUCCGAGUCCCCAGAUGAAAAUCCACGCGACGAAGGGGUGGCUGCCGUUGGUCAGCACCAGCUGUCGCGUAUUGCCGUGCAACCCGCUGAUUGUCGUAGUGCAUCCGGCCACCGGUGUGUGGGGCGACUCGGUGAGCAGGUCGUUCAGACGGCCGCCACCGACAUACCUGAACCAACCACACACGCACACACAUUCAACGGCGCACCCCUCUUGCCUUCAGUGCCAUUAGUGUGUUGUCACCUGUUGACUGUGAUCGAUGUGUCGUUGGUCUGGUGAGUCUCGUCGAAGUAGACGAGGACCAUGUACUUGACAAACGACGACACUGACGCAUCGGCGGACCAGGGACCGUUCGACUUCCAUCGGCCGUGGCCACAGGAAUGCGUAGAGUAGUAGAUGCCCUCACGCACCGGCGGGUCGUGUAGCUGCCGGUGCUGCCCAUACAGGUGGCCGGCAGGGAGGGGCGGGUCGACCUCCAACUCGAAGUCGGGCUGGUCCUUGAUGGCCCGCACCUCAUUGCCGUGUUGGAACAGCUGCAGGCAGUUGCGGUCACCGAACUGGAUGUCGCGGCCAACCAUCUUGAGCUGCGCCAACACACGGGGAGCCGACACAUACACCUAAACACAGGACCACACACACACACAGAGAGAAUGAGGCCCUCUCCCUCCCCUCCCCGCCCCUCUGUUUGCUGGCUCACCGUUUUGUUUGUAUGUGUGUUGAUGUCAUCGGCCGCGAGGAUGACAGGCAGGUCACAGCAGCCGCACUGCCCCGCCAGCUCAAUCACCUCGCCGAUCUCGUCCCAUGGCCCCUCCUCCACCACACACACAGCCGCCAGCAGAUCGUGUGUGCCGAAUCGGCACUGGUCGUCGCCGAACCGCAGCAGCUGCACUUGCUGCCCAUUCACCGCCCGCCGCAGCCCCGCCUGUGAGCCCAGCGAGUGGCGGAGCCGAUCUCUCAGCUGCGCCUCUCCGAAGAGCUGUCUGAGCCACGUGCGGGUGGCCCUCAGCCGCAGGAUGUCCUUGAUGCUGCUGAAGAGGUAGAAGGUGCGGCGGCCGACGAAGAUAUACGAGAAGGGGUGCUGCUGCUGCUGCUGCUGCUCUGGUUGCUGCAUCUGGG
Messenger RNA from Vitrella brassicaformis, 2287 nucleotides. The record is from the annotation of a GenBank genome assembly. NCBI's taxonomy places the organism in Eukaryota, Vitrellaceae.